Rasamsonia emersonii CBS 393.64 is the source of this 1971-nucleotide messenger RNA. Its product is annotated as Clathrin-coated vesicle protein (Bud7). Gene Ontology annotation, biological process: Golgi to plasma membrane transport. Gene Ontology annotation, molecular function: protein binding. The record is from RefSeq and is a predicted model, not a curated record. The transcript has 7 exons. Gene Ontology annotation, cellular component: exomer complex. Lineage: Eukaryota; Fungi; Ascomycota; Eurotiomycetes; Eurotiales; Trichocomaceae. The coding region runs from base 1 to 1971 and encodes 656 amino acids.
AUGGUUGCGCCCGCUGUGCCGGAGAUCUAUGAAGAGGACGACCUCUACGCGGCCAUCGACGCCCGUACCGAGUCGCUGCAGAAUCUACGGGAAUUGGGGCCGCCAGAUCUGGUCUACCUAGUGAAGCAGCCCAAACGAACUCGAAUCGCCAGGCUUCUCCCCGCGCAUACUUCCUUCAGAGCCGCGUCACUGACAUGUUGCUACAAUGCCUUUUCGCAUGUGGACAUGCGUGUGGAAGUCAAGAUCCCCGGCAGUCUCGAGAGCUAUUGCAUCGAUGAGAGGGGAGACAAACGGGUCGCGACGGACUCCCUGUGGCUUGAGACGUUUCUCUGUGGGGUGCUCAGAGCCUACUCCUACGCCGACGACGGGACGGGAGACGCCAUCAAGAAGAUUGUCGGUGUACGCAGAUUCAACCCUGUAACCAACACAGAGAUGGAGCAGAAAUUCCUGGAUGCUGCAGAGAAAUUAUUUUUCAUGGCUAUUACAGGGAGACAGCUGAGCUCCGAUCCCGAAACGCAAGUGCCGAAUACCGUUGCAAACCACCUGACUUCGGGCCUCCUCAAAUACAUCCACACAACUGGCCGUUAUGCAUCCGGCAUCAAUCUUUUCGAAAAGCUGCGUGAGAAGGAUGUGGAGGUAUCGUCACUUUUGGCCCGGGUCCUGAUCGCAGCCGACGAGGAGGUGCAAGCCGUCCGCCUGAUGCACGAUGCCCUGCAAGACGUGCCAAUGGACUACGCUCUUCUUGAUUGCCAGGCUGCCUUCUGCCUGAGCAAGGGUGAAGGUGAACUGGCGCUGGAAUGUGCUAAGCGCAGCGUCACCGCUGCUCCCAGUGAAUUCACUACCUGGGCUCGAUUGGCGGAAGUAUACGUGUUCCUCGAGAAAUGGGAUCUGGCCCUGCUGACGUUGAACUCGUGUCCCAUGUUUACUUACCAAGACAAAGAUUCCCCACGCAUGCCUCCUCCGUCUCGCGUGAUGCUUCCCAUCCUCGCAGAGACCAUGCUGGAUGAGAUCGAUGAAGGUCAGCCGAAGCAGGGCGAUCCUCACGACUACGUGCACCCGUCUCUCCGAAAGCUCCAUGCGGCAGGCUACCAGGGAACGUUCUUGAAGGCUUACCAAAUACUCACCAAGAUUGCCGCCUCCAUCGGUUGGGACCAGCUAUUGAAGAUCCGAAGCGACGUCUUUGUCAUGGAGGAAGAGUACCGAGUCGAGCGCCAGAACAUGGCGUCAAAACAUGGCCAUUCUAGUAGCCAAAACGCAAGCACAGUGGCUCUGCAUCAGCCCUCCAGUCCCAACCCCGGCGCAAAUGGGAACGGUCCCGAGACUGAUGGUGAAUCUUCCAAUCAAGACGGUGACCAACCGACAGAGAAAACCAACGGCACUGGGGAGAAAGACGAAGGCCAUACAAUUGAGAAACCCGAGCAAACCAUGGCUUCGGAAGUGGUCAAGUCCGGAAAUGACGACCCGGACCCCUCGCACACCUCCUAUACUCAAUUUCAUAACAAGCGGCUCUGCGAGCGGUGGCUGGACAACCUCUUCAUGGUGCUGUACGAGGAUUUGCGCGUCUACACCAUCUGGCGGACGGAGAUGGCGCAAUCUAAGCAGCAGGCCGUGGAUUAUAAGAAAACGGCAACGGAGUGGGAGAUUCUGGGCGAGUUGGCGGAACGACUACACCACUUUGACGAGGCGAUCGAGGCGUACCGGAACUGCUUAGCGAUCCGAUUCUCUCCGAAAGCGAUGCGCGGGAUUUUGAAGCUGUACGAGAAGCAAGGGGAUACCAGAGGGAUGCUGAAUGCACUGAUCCGGCUGAUUGCUUGGCAGUACCGGUGGUAUUCCGAACUUAUUGAAGAGGAAGGGGCUGUCAAAGUUCGCAGCAUUGUGCAGGCGACCAACCUACCGCAGCCUGUCCUCGACCUGACACACCACUACUGCCAGCUGUGUGCGACAUUCCGAAGUACCGGCAGUGAUGUCUAA